This is a messenger RNA of Chrysemys picta bellii (western painted turtle), 393 nucleotides long. NCBI's taxonomy places the organism in Eukaryota, Metazoa, Chordata, Testudines, Emydidae. The record is from RefSeq and is a predicted model, not a curated record.
UUUCGGGUCUGUAACACCCUCCCCUCCGGCAGGUCUCUGCGGUACCUUUGUGCCCUGCAUCCUGGCCUGCCAGGUGUCCCAGGACUUCGGCGAGUCCUGUUUUCUGCCCUGUCUACCCGGCACCCUGCUGGCCCUGCGCACGGGGGUGCGGGAACGGUACCACAUCGAGGGCAGUAUCUGCGACGAUUGGCUGGUCAUGGCCUGUUGUGGGCCCUGCGGCCUUUGCCAGCUGUCCCGGGAGCUGUCACACCGGAAAUGAGGGGGCCUCUGAACCGUCUCUGCAGCAGGAAGAAAAUCUGCCCCCCAGCCUGGGGAGGAGAACAGGGACACGGGGGGGGAGGAGCCCCUGCCCCAGUCCCCAAACCCCCUAAAUAAAUAACCCCACAAACUCUU